AUGGAGAGUCCUCCACCAAGUCCCUGUGGACCAUCAACGGCACCCUGCGGAUACGAGUGCUCUGUGCCACAUAUGUCAAUGUGAACAUUCGGGAUAUAGAUUAGGUACUCCAUUGGUUAUUGUUUUAAAUCACCUUUUUCACAUUUGUUUACUGUUUCUCUGUUUCUAUGAUUGGCUAGGCCUUUUAACUCUUCUCUUAUAGCCACUUUUCAGUAAUUCAUUUUCUAUUUGACUCCUUGGUGUGAAUAUCAUACUGCUGCUACUGCUGGUUGUUUUCACUGUUUUUUUUGGUCUAUUCUUCCUGUUGUCCAUGAAUAGUUAUGUGCGAACCGGCAUCUACCAUGGAGGGUAGCAGAUGUGUGACAACGUGAACAUGCAGCGUGUGCCAUGCUCUAAUCCCAGGUAUUACACACACACAAAACAUGUGGCUCAUCAAGAGAUAUAUUGUUGCUAUUUAUCCCAUCGUAAUGGUAAUGGAAGAGGAGGUUGUGUGUUGAGCUGUGAUUUUUACACUUGUAAUUGGUUCAGGGUGAUUCGCCGUGUCUGUGCUUGUUUCCUAGGUGGAACGAGUGGCUGACCUACGACAUGUACAUUUCCGACAUCCCCCGGGCGGCCUGCCUCUGUCUCUCCAUCUGCUCUGUAAAAGGCAGGAAGGGGGCGAAGGAGGCAAGCACUCAGUUUAAUCGGACACCCCAGACCUUUAAGGGUAAAAAUGAUACCUACUGGCUAGAAUGGUGUUCAAUGGUCUUACCUGAAUGACCCGAGGUAUCCUCAAUGUGCAUGUUGAAUUACUUAUUGACUUGUGGCAUGGAGCGAUCAUGGCUGUGUAACCUAGGCAUGAAGACUGUAACCAACACCUGGGCUUAGUGAUAUCACCUGAAGGUCAGAGAGAUGGGUUUUCGUGCCCAUGAUGAAUUAGAGAUAAAUGCCUCUAAAGGCCAUCCUUUGUGAGCAACCUACAUUACACCUUGAAGCCAACAAUUAACUUGAACUAAAACAUAGUCUGUUUGUUUGCCUCCUAUUCUUUUCAAUUCAAUUCAAUUCAGUACGACUUUUAUUCCCCAAGGGGCAAUUAGGAUGUUUGUGUUGUUGUUACACAAGUACCCCAUAUAACAUUAACUCAAGCCUGUAGGAAUGCAUUCACUAUUCUCUGUGGAAGGAUGGCCAUUCACAAUAUGUGUGUUAAUAACCGAAGCCACCCUUUGACCGUGAUCCUCUCCUCAGGAGCAUUGUCCACUAGCAUGGGAGAACGUCAACCUGUAUGACUACACUCAUACCCUGGUCUCUGGGAAGAUGGCUCUGGACCUGUGGCCUGUACCCCACGCCCUGUGUCACGCCCUGGCUCUGGGGACUCUUUAAUGUUGAGCCAGGGUGUUCGUUUCUAUGUUUUGUGUUUCUAUGUUGGCCGGGGUGGUUCUCAAUCAGAGGCAACGUGAAUCAGCUGUUGCUUGUUGUCUCUGAUUGGGAACCAUACUUAGGUAGUCGUUUGGCAUUUGUGUGGUGUGGUAUCUUGUUCCGUGUAUGGUUUGUGUUUUGUUACCAAGGACUUCACGUAUCGUUUUGUUGUUUUGUUCGUGUGUUGUACAUCUAAUAAAUCAUGUACGCUUAUCACGCUGCGCCUUGGCCCGUUUCAUCAUGUAACGAUAGUGACACCCUGUCUAGAGCUGGAGUUUGACUACUUCAACUGUCCUGUCAAGUUCCCAGACAUGACCACUCUGGGGGAGCAUGCUAACUGGACAAUAUCCAGGGAGCUAGGCUUCAACUACUGCCAGUCAGGCCAGGUAAUAGCAUACAUGGAUAUAUACUGAGUGUACAAAACAUUAGGAACACCUGCUCUUUCCAUGACAUAGACUGACCAGGUGAAUCCAGGUGAAAGCUAUGAUCCCUUAUGGAUGUCACUUGUUAAAUCCACUUCAAUCAGUGUAGAUGAAGGGGAGGAGACAGGUUAAAGAAGGAUUUUUAAGCCUUGAGACAAUUGAGACAUGGAUUGUGUGUGCCAUUCAGAGGGUGAAUGGGCAAGACAAAAGAUUUAAGUGACUUUGAAUGGAGUAUGGUAGUAGGUGCCAGGUGCACCGGUUUUAGGGGGUCAAGAACUGCAAUGCUGCUGGGUUUUUCACGCUCAACAAUUUUCUGUGUGUAUCAAGAAUGGUCCACCACCCAAAGGACAUCCAGGCAAUUUGACACAACUGUGGGAAGCAUUGGAGUCAACAUGGGCCAGCAUCCUGUGGAACGCUUUCGACACCUUGUAGAGUCCAUUCCCCCAAGGAAUUGAGGCUGUUCUGAAGCCAAAAAGGGGUCCAACUCAAUAUUAGGAAGGUGUUACUAAUGUUUUGUACACUCAAUGUGUAUGGGAGCUGGUCUGAUGUGAUGUCUGAUCCCUUGCAGAGUAAUAGAGUGGCGCGAGACCAAGCCUUAACAGACAGUGAUAGCGAGCAGCUGAGACAGUUGUGCAACCAAGACCCCCUGUCUGAGAUCACAGAGCAGGAGAAAUACUUCCUCUGGAGGCACAGGUACUGUCAGAAGCAGCACUGUCACCACCAUAGAACUAGAAUCAGUAGUCACCACCACACUUUACCUGGAGAUACCUGGACAGAACCUGCUAGUGAGGCCUUGACUAACAUGUCUAUUGUCGCUUACCAGGCAAUAUUGUGUAAAUAUACCUGAAAUCCUGCCCAAGAUCCUACUGGCUGUCAAGUGGAACUCAAGAGAUGAAGUUACAAUGUUUUUAACAUUACUGAACCAACAUUUUUUAAAGACAUCUCAAAAAUGGAGAAUGAAAGAAAAUGAAUUCUGAAAUUCUUCAGACACUUAUCUGAGAACUCUUGUGGGAAUGUAAUCCUCUUCUACUGCAGCACUACCAAUGUGAUAGCGGUGAAGUUACUGUUGUUUUUCUUGCUCUUAGAUGUAUUGCCUUCUGAAGGAUUGGCCAGCAAUAAAACCGGAACAAGCCAUGGAGCUGCUGGAUUGUAACUAUCCAGACCCAAUGAUCCGUGACUUUGCGGUUCGGUGCCUUGAGAAGUACUUGACCGAUGACAAACUCUCUCAGUAACUCAUUCAGUUAGUCCAGGUAGGAUUUAUUUGGCUUUGGCUUCCAGAGAGUGACUUUCCUCUCACAUUUCUUUGAUUGUUUGGACUGUUGUCAAAUAUAAAAUGUCAUAAUGACUAUAAUAACUGGCUCAUCUCCAUACUCUCUUGUCAGGUUCUAAAAUAUGAGCAGUAACUUGAUAACCCACUUGUACGAUUUCUGCUGAAAAAGGCCUUGACUAACCAAAGGAUAGGACAUUUCUUUUUCUGGCACUUAAAGUGAGUUACUAAGAGUUACUUUACUGAGUCAAUUCCAUUACUUUCACAGAGUUGACUGAGUGCUAAUGCCCUAUAACUCAUCCACUUUCACUGUCCACUAUGUGCCCUAGAUCUGAGAUGCACAAUAAGAUGGUGAGCCAGCGGUUCGGCCUGCUCCCGGAGUCCUACUGCCGGGCCUGUGGAAUGUACCUCAAGCACCUGAGCAGAUAG
This is a messenger RNA of Coregonus sp. 'balchen', 3513 nucleotides long. The record is from the annotation of a GenBank genome assembly. NCBI's taxonomy places the organism in Eukaryota, Metazoa, Chordata, Actinopteri, Salmoniformes, Salmonidae.